Messenger RNA from Neogale vison (American mink), 1362 nucleotides. It is a transcript of the gene RAB13, whose product is annotated as RAB13, member RAS oncogene family. The record is from RefSeq and is a predicted model, not a curated record. Gene Ontology annotation, biological process: protein secretion; regulation of exocytosis; cellular response to insulin stimulus. Gene Ontology annotation, molecular function: GTP binding; GTPase activity. Gene Ontology annotation, cellular component: trans-Golgi network transport vesicle; plasma membrane; endosome. Bases 544 to 1047 code for a protein of 167 amino acids. NCBI's taxonomy places the organism in Eukaryota, Metazoa, Chordata, Mammalia, Carnivora, Mustelidae. The transcript has 7 exons.
CAGCACUGCGGGGCGCAUUCCCUCAGUUCCCUCCUGGCACCGGUUACCUCCCAUGGUGCUCCCCUCCCCACUGCUCCUUCCUGUCCCUGCCCUCAGACGUCCUCCUGCCGGCUUUCUUCCAGCCUGCUCAACUAUUUUCAGCUUUUUCAUAACUCUCUCGCCUCUCCUGGCUCCAGAGCGUUCUCUGAACUUGACAGUAGAUGUCUGCAGGGCUGUCCCGUGGGAAGGGCAUUCAGGCAGGUUCCCAGCAAACGGUGGAAUUGGGAUGGUCUGUGCGUGCUCUCCCUGAGUCACGGAGAGCCUGGAGAGCCGAGCUGCGAGGGCCGACCUGCCGCAGGAGACCUGUGCGGUGCCGGCUGUGGAAGCGGGGGCGGCCUGGAGAAGCUUUAGGACGCAGUGGAGAAGAGUAGGUUGGGACUUGCCGCUGAUUGACCUUCAUCCGUUACGGAGCCCCUUCGGAUCUCUGCCCUCGUUUGUAAAGCAGGGACCGGACGACAUGCGUCCCGAGGGUAGGGUGAAGGAGGCGCCUCGCACGGGCCCGCCAUGUUGCAAGAGCUGCACCUUAGCAGGGGCAUUUCUGUCUCUGGAGAACCAUUCCCUCUUUCCUGCCCCUUCUUCAGGGACACGGCUGGCCAGGAGCGAUUCAAGACGAUAACGACUGCCUAUUACCGUGGGGCCAUGGGCAUUAUCCUCGUAUAUGACAUCACGGAUGAAAAAUCCUUCGAGAAUAUCCAGAACUGGAUGAAAAGCAUCAAAGAGAACGCCUCUGCUGGGGUGGAGCGCCUGCUUCUGGGCAACAAGUGCGACAUGGAGGCCAAGAGGAAGGUGCAGAAGGAGCGCGCUGUUAAGCUGGCUCGCGAGCAUGGGAUCCGAUUCUUCGAGACCAGUGCCAAGUCCAGCACAAAUGUGGAUGAGGCUUUCAGUUCCCUGGCCCGGGACAUCUUGCUCAAGUCAGGAGGCCGGAGGCCGGGAAACAGCCACAAGCCCCCCGGCACUGACCUGAGAGCUUGUGACAAGAAGAACACCAGCAAGUGCUCCCUCGGCUGAGGACCCUCGGCCCGGAGGCUGGACCUGAGGGAGGCUGUGGGAGGGCAGGGGAGGAGCAGCACGUGGGACUUGGAGGGGCUGGAGGUAGGUAGAUGGUGGAAAGCAAACGGAGACGAACGCGGGCAGGCAAGAGACGGAAAGGAGGUAGAAUAGAGAGGGAAGGAGAAGCAAGGAGGAGAGAGGCGAAGGAAUAACAGGAGGAGAGGGGGCAGGAAGCAACGGGAGGAGGAAAGAACCGGCCCUGGGUGUCAGACCUUCCUUGGGCUUCUAGGGCAGACAUAAAUGUAAAUAAACAGUUGAUUUGUUGUUACUGGA